Annulohypoxylon maeteangense is the source of this 1010-nucleotide messenger RNA. Its product is annotated as phosphoribosylglycinamide formyltransferase. Gene Ontology annotation, biological process: 'de novo' IMP biosynthetic process. The record is from RefSeq and is a predicted model, not a curated record. The transcript has 2 exons. Gene Ontology annotation, molecular function: phosphoribosylglycinamide formyltransferase activity. Bases 47 to 730 code for a protein of 227 amino acids. NCBI's taxonomy places the organism in Eukaryota, Fungi, Ascomycota, Sordariomycetes, Xylariales, Hypoxylaceae. Gene Ontology annotation, cellular component: cytoplasm.
CCGUUGGAUCUCCCGUUGGUGCAUUACGCUAAGCACGAUAACUUGCAUGAUCAUGGCUGAAGCACGGAUCUCAGUACUUUGCAGUGGGAAUGGAUCGAAUCUCCAGGCACUUAUCGACUCGAGCACCUCUAACGCACCUGACAGCAUACGGGGCAAGAUUAUUAAGGUGACGGUGAAUAGGAAAGGGGCAUAUGCUACUACGAGGGCAGAGAAAGCUGGCAUUCCUACAGAUUACUUCAACUUGGUCAAAGAUGGUUACCAAAAACUUGGGGAGAAGGACCCGGCAGUGUUGAAAGAGGCACGCCUGAAGUAUGAUGCUGAUCUGGCUGAGAGGAUAUUGCGUGAUAAACCAGACCUUGUCGUCUUGGCAGGUUGGAUGCAUGUCCUGUCGACGAACUUCCUGCGGCCGUUCAGCGAUGCCGGGGUGCCGAUCAUAAAUCUUCACCCCGCUUUACCAGGUGCUUAUGACGGUGCUGGUGCGAUUGAAAGAGCCUAUGAGGAUUUCAAAGCCGGAAAACUCGAGGAUAACACAACUGGAAUCAUGAUCCACUAUGUCAUUGCUGAAGUUGACCGUGGCGAACCCAUUCUAGUUCAGAAAAUUCAAAUCCAGGAGGGAGAAAGUCUGGAAGAUCUAGAGCAGAAGAUACAUGGGUGCGAGCACGGUCUAAUCGUCAAAGCGACUGCGUUACUAGCAGAGAAGAUAUCGGCGGCAAAAGCAGCAAAUACAUGAAUUAAAAGGCGGGGUGGCGAUGGCAUCGGAGACCAAAAUCGAGCAAUUGCAUGAUCACGAACAUUCCGUGAACAUGGGGUAAGAGGUUAAGGUUGCUCAAGGUUGCUCAUGAAAUGGAAUCGUCUUAUCUAUCGUAGGUGAUGUAUCAUCCGAAAGCUACGAAGCGUGCAAAAUGAUUGGUAGUUAUAUAAGACAUACGGGUCGCGAUAGGCGUCGUACUUAAAGCACAAGCAAGCACAAACGGAUUAUGCACAUAGUAAUAUGCAUGUUGAAAUCCAUC